Messenger RNA from Polychytrium aggregatum, 1504 nucleotides. RefSeq names its product beta-lactamase-like protein. The transcript is spliced from 8 exons. Gene Ontology annotation, molecular function: hydroxyacylglutathione hydrolase activity. Bases 240 to 1352 code for a protein of 370 amino acids. NCBI's taxonomy places the organism in Eukaryota, Fungi, Chytridiomycota, Chytridiomycetes, Polychytriales. The record is from RefSeq and is a predicted model, not a curated record.
AGUUGGUUGGCCGGACGAUGUUCGUCUGUCGGAUACAUCGCCGAACCCGAGACGCCAUCAGCUGAACGCCCGUUCGGACCGAGACACAUCCAUCGGCCGGGCAUACCAACCGAGCCGAGGAGGGACAUCAACAGGGCCAAGAGAGCGUAUCGACUCGGCAGCGCACCCAUCGACAGAGCAGCGACAGUCCAGCCAUUGCCGGCUGCACCACCAUCCACCACCAUCCACCACCAUCCACCAUGUCGUCCUUCCGCCUCAUCAAAUCGUGGAUCGGCAACGCUGCUCGCCAGAUCCUCUUCGAGUCGCCCAUUGGGUACUUCUACACGACGGCCCAGGCCGGUGCAAAGCCUCCUCACACCGUCGUCGGCGACGCAGCCAUUCACACCGCCGGUCCCUUCAAGAUCAUCCCUGUCCCCUAUUUCGAAGACAACUAUGGCUAUCUUGUUGUGGACACGGAGAAAGAGGAAGCUGCCAUCAUCGAUCCUGCGGAUCCCGCUGCCAUCAUGCAGGCGCUUCGUGUGUACGCCCCGACUGCCAGCGUUGCCGCCUUCCUUACCACCCACAAGCACUGGGACCACAGCGGCGGUAACGCCGCCCUCAAGCAAACAUUUCCGAGCGCAAAGUUUUACGGCAGCCAUGUCGACUUCACCCAGGGGCCCGUAUCGUACAACUCGUUCUAUUGUAUCGAUUCGCCUCUACAUGGCGGAGAUCGAUUCAAGGUUGGCCGCAUGGCUUUCACUGCGCUCUCUACGCCCUACCAUACCAAGGGAAGUCUCGUGUAUCUCUUCGACCCAGCCCUAUCCAAUCCAGCCGCCAACAUGCCAGCAUCGGUCUUCACUGGCGAUACACUGUUUGUCGGAGGAGUUGGCCGUUUCUUCGAAGGCACAGGCGUCGAUAUGGCGCGAAUCCAGUCUCUACUCAGGGCCGAACUCAAUCCCUCGACGUUAGUGUGGCCCGGCCAUGAGUACACUCACUCCAAUCUGGUGUUUGCACACUGGAUCAAUCCGUCGAGUGAAUCUGUCAAGUCGAAGCUCGAAUCUGCAAAUAACUGCAAGGCCAGCAACACCCCGACCAUUCCCUCCACCGUGGCUGAGGAAUUCAGCCACAAUCCUUUCCUAGUCGUUUCGGGCUCGACAGCUGACAGCUGGGAGAUCCAAGCAAGAAUCCAGAGCACCGUAUCGCAUCAGGAUCGAGAGGCCGUCGAGUCUGAAUGCCGACAGCAGCUCCAAGCCGAAGGUGGUGGGGACUCGGAGGAGCUCCUGGCACGAGCCAUCUUGACGGGCUGCUUGCGCAGGUUGAAGGACCAGUUCAAGCCACCUGUGUCCUCAGCGGGACUAGACCCUAAACUUUGACGGACCAACAUUGGCUUGAUCACGGCCAAUAAUGCUCUGGCAGGACGAAUGGUGCUGGUUGUGCACGGACGGACGGUGCUGAUGUGCAUGGCAGUGUGGGAAGAAUCGCCGCCAAAGCAAAAUACAGAUAUCCGUUUCGUAGGGAGAGGCCA